GCCCACCUUGCCUGAAUGGAACCAGAUGGAUGUAACAGAGGCUCAGACACUAGUGUCUGGAAUGAAGAAGAACCUGAAGCCAUCAUUUACACCUGAAUGGGGUCCUGAAAUACGUUCCCCACAAAAAAAAAAUCUCAUCUGACAUCUUUAAAGCCCACUCUACCAAAAAGCCUGUCACUUAAUGCUGUUAAUGCUUAGCUUUAUUCUUCAUAUCUCACAAGGAAACCACAAGGAUUCUACAAACAAGCACCUACCCCAAGUGAACUGCACCCUCCCCAGGAGCAGAGCCAUUCAUUUUAACCCACAGGCUGCCCUGCUCCUUUUCCCGCCUUCCCCAAAACGUGUGCCUUCCUCCCCAGGAUGAAUGUGACUGGCACAUGCUGUGACUCUGGAAUGCAAUUGAUCCCAGACAACCAGCUGGAGGGUCAGUGCUUUCCCAGAUCCUCCUGCAGCCCUGCAGUGCCACGCUGCACACUCCACCAGUUGGUUUGGGCAGAAGGUUAUUCUCUCCAGGGCAUUUACAGUCAAUGUACCAUACACUAAUAGAUGCCUCCUCUAUUGUUCGACCGUGUGCCCGGAUUGGCUGAGCAAGUGUGGGAAACACCAACAACCCUGAGACUCACAUAUCUGCUUGGCUGCUCUGGGGGAUAAAUAGAGGCAGUCAGUAGCUUCCAGAGUCAUAGGCUUGUGCUCAGUACAGAAGCCCCUGACCCAGAGAUCAGUCCCAUAACUGACAGGGAUCAGAAUGGCUCCCAGCAACAGUUUCUUGGUCCACAUAGAGGAAAAACUCCUGCCGAAAGAGAAGAAUAAACUCAGGAAGCCGGUGGUGGAGAAAAUGCGUCGGGAUCGCAUUAACAGCAGCAUCGAGCAGCUGAAAGUCCUGCUGGAGAAGGAGUUCCAGAGACUUCAGCCCAACUCCAAGCUGGAGAAAGCCGACAUCCUGGAAGUGGCGGUCAGCUACCUGAAGCAGCAGAGCCAGGUGCAGGCACGAGCUUUCAGUCAGAAAAGCCCAGAGCAAGAUUUUAACACCGGAUACCUGCGCUGCCUCAAAGAAGCACUGCAUUUCCUGUCCUACUAUGAGCCUAGGAAGGAAGCUCAAGCCCAGCUGAUCAAGCAUUUCUGCAAAGCUCAAAUGAUCCCAGACAAUCCCUGCUCCCCCCCUGUGCAGAGCUCACCCCCAUCGCCCUGCCCGAUCCCCAGGAAGCACCCUACCCAGAAGAUUGCUGUUGCUCCUUCCAUCUGGAGGCCCUGGUAGACUGAUUUAUGGGCAUGCUUUCUUUUUUACUGUUUGCUACAAAACUAGAGGGAUCUUUAAUGGUUCCUCUUUCAAGUAGGAAACUCUGAUUUCCAGGAGGAAGGGAGGGUAUUUUUUUCUGUCAAUAGGAAUGAGGGUCUCUAAAGUAGUUUUCCUUCAUAGUGAAGGAUGGUGUCUGUAUCUUGCAGUGAAACUGCUGUUUUUAUGAGUGGCUCCAAGCUAAAAAAGGACCAAGUUCUUUGGUGCUUUACAGGGCAAAACUCCCAGUGACUUCCAUCAGAGUUUUGUUUGAUAAAGCCCUCAAUGCAAUGCCCAGGGAAGUCAAUGGGAAUCUUCUCACUGUUUUCUGUGGGUAUUUAGGAGCUGCUCUGGCCCUGUAUUGGGCAGCAACCUUCUUCUAGAAGGGGUAUUUUUAAGGCUGUAUUUUGUAUCAUAAAGAAUUCCGAGUCUUUACCUUUUGAGUGAAAGAUGUGAUUCAGAAAUGCUGUUGCUUCUGAAGUUCCUGUACUAUUCUAGUAUAAUCUCUUAUGGAAAGUUAUUAUAAUAACAAAUUACUGUAGAGAAAAUUUUCUUCAUGCCCAGUGCAUAUGAAUCUCACUUGAGAGAUAAUUGAUGCCUUUUGUAAAGGAAGUACUUUGUUUGUAUCUUAAGUUAUGAGGGUGGGGUAGGGGAAGGGAAAUAAGUAGUGUACAGUUAUGCACUGAACAUUUUAAAGAGAUUAGAAGCUUUUAUAAAGUUGCUGUGUUUUCUUUCUGUGGGAUGUUGAAAGUGACUUUGGUUCCUUUACUGUACAUGUCAAUAAAAUGAUUUUAUUCCUUGA
Messenger RNA from Gavialis gangeticus (Gharial), 2075 nucleotides. Its product is annotated as transcription factor HES-5-like. Gene Ontology annotation, molecular function: protein dimerization activity; RNA polymerase II cis-regulatory region sequence-specific DNA binding; DNA-binding transcription factor activity, RNA polymerase II-specific. Gene Ontology annotation, cellular component: nucleus. Gene Ontology annotation, biological process: regulation of transcription by RNA polymerase II; anterior/posterior pattern specification; regulation of neurogenesis. The record is from RefSeq and is a predicted model, not a curated record. The transcript has 3 exons. Lineage: Eukaryota; Metazoa; Chordata; Crocodylia; Gavialidae. The coding region runs from base 746 to 1255 and encodes 169 amino acids.